This is a messenger RNA of Siniperca chuatsi (mandarin fish), 2249 nucleotides long. It is a transcript of the gene p2rx1, whose product is annotated as purinergic receptor P2X, ligand-gated ion channel, 1. Lineage: Eukaryota; Metazoa; Chordata; Actinopteri; Centrarchiformes; Sinipercidae. Gene Ontology annotation, cellular component: plasma membrane; nuclear inner membrane. Bases 443 to 1717 code for a protein of 424 amino acids. The transcript has 14 exons. The record is from RefSeq and is a predicted model, not a curated record. Gene Ontology annotation, molecular function: extracellularly ATP-gated monoatomic cation channel activity; purinergic nucleotide receptor activity; ATP binding. Gene Ontology annotation, biological process: response to ATP; monoatomic cation transmembrane transport.
ACAGAGAGAGGAGGAGGUCCGGUCCUUGUGCGGCAGCUGUUAGUUGAACUUGCCACCAAGUCAAGAAUGAAUUCCUAUAAUGUCUUUUGACUUAUUUUGUGUGCUGCAAAUAACAAAAAAGGAGAAGAGAGAGGCAAUGAAAAGCCAGGAGAUGCAGUGAUGUGAAUGGGAAGAUGCACCAAUUUGACUGACUGAAAAGAGAAAGAGAGUGACCCUCUGCAGAGAGAGAGAGAGAGAGAGAGAGAGUAUGUGGAAAAGAGGAAGUCCUACACUUCAGGACUUCUCAUGAAGCACGUCAGACGUUACUUAUGAGAAGAAGCAGAGGACCUUCGCCACUAGUGAGGAACGAGGCAGAGGCAACCAGGAGGAGAAUCUGGGUGUUUAUAUGCAAGUGGGGUGAAGAGAGAGACCCUCCUCUCUGUGGGUCAGCCGAUGAGAGAAGAUGAAGAGCCAAAUCUCCAACGCCCUCUCUGACUUCUUCUUUGAGUACGAGACCCCGCGCCAGGUGCUGGUGAGGAACAGGAGGGUGGGAGUGGUGUGCCGUCUGAUCCAGCUGGGGGUCCUGGCUUACAUCAUCGGGUGGGUGUUCAUCUACGAGAAAGGCUACCAGUCCACAGAUACAGCCAUAAGUUCCGUAUUCAGCAAAAUGAAAGGAGUGGGCUAUACCAAUGUGAGUGGAAAUGAGAUGGUCUGGGAUGUGGCCGACUACGUCUUCCCCCCGCAGGGAGACUCAUCUUUUGUGGUCAUGACAAACUACAUCAUAACUGAAGGUCAGAAGAUGGGAAAGUGUCCAGAGCUCCAAGACCAGAACAACUGCAACUCAGAUGGUGACUGUGAAGAAGGGCAAAUCAAACGUACGGGACAUGGACAAAUGACGGGAGUCUGUGUGAAUGACACUAAGACCUGUGAGGUGUUGACUUGGUGCCCUAUUGAGAAUGAUAAGAACAUACCAGAUCCUCCUCUGUUGAUGUCUGCAGAGAACUACACACUGUUCAUCAAAAAUUCUGUAACUUUCCCCUUAUUUGGCGUCACAAGGAGUAACCUGGUGGAGGGUAUUGAUGCUGUGUACAUCAACGAAUGCCUUUAUGAUCCAAAGGAUUCUCCACUGUGUCCCAUAUUCAGACUGGGAGACAUAGUUAAACUGUCUGGCUUCAAUUUUACAACAAUAGCCAAAGUGGGAGGGGCCAUUGGUAUUGUGAUCGACUGGACGUGUAACCUAGAUGUGGAUGUAAAACACUGUAAACCAAAGUACAACUUCCACGGUCUGUACGGAAACCCUGAUGAGACAGACAAAGCCAGAGCUUCAGUGGGCUACAAUUUCAGGUAUGCAAAAUAUUAUAUGGAGGACAAAGUUCAGAAAAGAACCCUUCUGAAAGUAUUUGGGAUCAGGAUCGAUAUCAUUGUGCAGUCACUGGCAAGACAAUUUGAUAUCAUCCCAACACUGACAGCUAUAGGCUCUGGAGUGGGCAUUUUUGGAGUGGCAACUGUAGUAUGUGACUUGGUGCUGCUCUAUUUGCUACCAAAAAGAGAAUUUUACAAGAACAUGAAGUUCAAAUACACAGACUCACAUGUACAGCAUGACAGCGAGUCGCUUGGUUUAGACACAAGCGUCUAUUACACCCUUGAAGCAAAUGCAAGACAAGUCCAAGGCACUGACCAGUCCAACGACCCUGAUUCAGAGGCAGGUAGCACAGAGACUGAGGUAUCUAAAAAGUGAUCUGGGAGCAAACGUAUAAGAUGCUACUUUGAAGGUGUGCUGCACUGGAACUCUGCAAUAGACCCUGCAAGACAACACACACACACACACACACACACACACACACACACAUACUCUAUAUGGACUGGAAAGGACACAGUCAAAUGACAUUGCUUCACGUGUCUUCUAGUUCUUUUUGAUCUUCAGCAACAUCUUCAACUGUACCAACAUCAUUCCUCUCUUAAAGCCACUGAGGCUGACUCUUCCUAUCGUAUAGCAUAGCUCAGCUGUAUGUGUACUUUUUUGGGUGUAGCUCAGUUUGCUUUUGUUAAUACCUUGGGUGUAACCUCCACGUCCAUACAGGUGAAGUAAAUAUUUCUGGCCCUUCGGUGCUCCCGUGUGUACACAAAUCAUCCAUAAGUCAUCCAUUACUUCUGCCACUGCCUUGUCAACGCAAGAUAUACACACAUGUGGCUGUCAUACUGUCAGAGUGAUUCAUCCCGAGUGCACCUUGUGAUCGACAAUUGAAUUCAAUAAAAGAUGUACAGUAACA